UAGAAAUAAUUUCGCACUGAAAACAAGUGCACCUCGGUGUAUGAUCAUUCUGAUUUUUUUGUUUCACAUUAAAUUCGUUUUAUUUUAUAACAAUAAAACAUGCUAACAAUAACAGCAUGCGGCACCGCAAAACGCCACCUAGUGGAUUUGAUUCAAACUUUCCGCAGCGUCAUGCGUCCCACCGGUGAGUAUACGUCAUUUUGCGGCCACCAUUUAUAUUCUAAACGUGCCAGGUCCCUCAAACCUUCUUACGGUUCACCCUUCGAAAUUAGCACAACCACGCCUGUCGCAGUUUAUAAAUUCUUAAAUAAAAAACUAAUUGCGUUGUUUUUGUAAGUUCAUUAUUUACCAGGGUAGGGAUGUCAGAAGAAUAUUAUCAGGCCUAUAAGAUUUAAGUGAGUUUGGUUAUUAUACAGUUUAAAUUGUGUUAUUCGGCCCGUUCUUUAAGCAUUCAUUUACAGCGCGAGAAUAAAAAAAAACGACUUGUUUUGCUCGUAAACCGUAACCAUAACAGUAACCGUAACGUCUGGUUCGAUCUCGCAGUGUGUCUCCUAUAUCUUAUGAUUCAAUACUAUUAAUUAUUACUGACUACUUCAAAAAUAAGCGUGUUAAAUUUUAAAAGUACUGUUUAGUGAAACUUCGGUGAAACGAGUUUAUAGUAAGACAAUGUUUAACACAUGAAAGCCUUUAAGUAACAUUUUCAUGUAAUGCUUUACCUGUCAUCAACAGGAUGCUUGAAUAGACUGGGGAUUCUUCUGUUUGCGAUGUUACUUAGGAUAUAUUAAAAGGCGCUAUCAUCUUAGUACGUUCGUACACGGCUCAGUGGGUCAUUUAUCUCAAUUAUAUUUGGGUGCCGUUAAAGAAAAGAUAAUCAUAUUGUCUUUCGGGAGAUAGGAUAGUCACAACUUCGCACCGAAUAAUACUGUGAAUACUUAGCAGCACCAGAAAAGGGGAUAAAGUAAUUUUUAAGUACAUCGCACCUCUAGUGAGAAUGUUAUCUGCGCUACUUAACCACUAAAAAAGAAUCCAAAGAAUCCAACCAACUUAAUGAAUAUUGAAUUGUACAGCUACAGUUUUAGAAAGAGAUAAACAACUUGGAUAUGUGUAUUUAUUAUGGAUAAAAACUUUAUUGGCGGCCAUAGGAGAAUAGAGAGAUAAAGAGAGAGAGGUUAAAUUGUUAAGCAACAGAGGCGGAAGUUGACACCAUUUUUAAUGACGCUGUAUAGUAUUCAUAUUAUUUGACGUCAAAUUGUUUGUCGUGAAUCGUAAUUCAUUUACAGUUUACUUGUGAAAUAUUUACGAUGGCGGGUAAACGGAAGAUGAAGAAGAAUCAAUAUAGAAACAAAUCAAAUAAACAAGUUAUCAACAACCAGCUUGUACAAAAUAAGUCUGAUGCUGAAGUUAAACAAAGCAGUAACCCAGACGUUAUGUUGUUGAAGGAGAAUGCAACAAUGGUCGCAGAUGAGGAGAAACUUAACAUCGCGUCCAAUCAAGCAACAGAAAUAGAUUUUGCUAUUAACACUCUGACGCAACAACUGAAUUAUAACACAGUCAUUAUCCUUUCCUUGAAAGAUGACAUAGCAAAUCAAGCUAUUGAAAUUAAAGCCAAAGAUGCAACCAUAGCUGCAAUGAAAAUUGACCAGGAAAGAUCGAAUUCAGCUUAUGAAGCGAUUUCAAAGCAGAAUCAAAUUCUUCAGAAAGAGCUAGCUCAAACAAAGCUUGCAAAUAAAUCCAUCAACGAAGUUUUACUGAAGAUGAAUCAACAACAUGCACUUUUAAAUGCAAGCGUUGAAGGAUAUAAGAUGAAAGUUGAGGCAGCGGAAACACAUAGUAAAUCUUUAGAAGUGCAACUUUUAGAGUUAACACAAAAAGUAAAAGUUUAUGAGGAUGAACGUGCCCACAUGUUGGCUGAAAUAGCACAUCUGAAGAAAAAAAAUGAGAUGCAGCUCGAAGAAGUUGGAGAAUUAAAGGCAACAAUAUCAAAAUGUCAAUUCAAUAUGAAGGAAAAGGAACAAGAAUUGGCAAACAUGAAAGAAAGAGAAGAAAAAAUCUAUCAAGAAAAUGAAAGCACAGUCGCCAAGCUGCUGGCAGAACAUGCCAUAGAAGUAUCUCUUUUGCAACUACAGCUAGAACAAGAACGUUGUCAAAAAGAGAAUGAGAUUUCAAAUUUAUCGAGAGAAAUAAUCGAGAAAGACACACAGGCUAUCAAGCUUCAAGAACAAAAUUUUGACCUAGAAGCUAAUCUAAAAUCUUUAGAAAAAAGAUUUAACCAAUCAAAUGAAUUUACACAGGACAUAGUUGGACAUUUUAUGAGUGACAUUGAAAGAAAAUGCUCAAAGAGAUGUUUUUACAAACCAAGGAUUAAAUGUUCGACAGUGAGAUCUCGUCUACAGUUAAUAGUGAACAAGAUGAAUGACGAGUUCUCAAUACUACAUUAAGUAGUAGACAUUUUUUAUGUUUGUG
Hydractinia symbiolongicarpus is the source of this 2463-nucleotide messenger RNA. Its product is annotated as putative leucine-rich repeat-containing protein DDB_G0290503. The transcript has 2 exons. Lineage: Eukaryota; Metazoa; Cnidaria; Hydrozoa; Anthoathecata; Hydractiniidae. The coding region runs from base 1302 to 2438 and encodes 378 amino acids. The record is from RefSeq and is a predicted model, not a curated record.